CUUCCUUAGUUUACAGACAUGCACCUCUGAAGGCAGCACUCUUAUAACAACAUAGAUACAAUGAUAAUGACUUAAUACAGUCUAGUGAUGAAGUAGUUUUUGCCUCAGUCCACGCAGGAAGGCAGCGGACAUGUCUGCUAGUGUGUUACUCUUCGUUGCCUGUUUGGCUUUCAGUGGAAACUUGGUUUUAGGAGACAGGACUUUCUCUAUUGACUACAAAAACAACUGUUUCCUGAAAGAUGGGAAACCUUUUCAGUACAUCUCAGGCAGCAUCCAUUACUCCAGAAUCCCUCGGUACUACUGGAAGGACCGGCUAAUGAAGAUGUACAUGACUGGACUCAAUGCCAUCCAAGUAUAUGUGCCUUGGAACUACCAUGAAACAGUACAGGGGGUCCAAAACUUCACAGGGGACCGAGAUCUGGAGCAUUUUUUGGACCUGGCCAAUCAGACAGGUCUUCUAGUAAUCCUACGUCCAGGACCAUACAUCUGUGCAGAGUGGGAAAUGGGUGGACUGCCAGCAUGGCUCCUUCAAAAACCAAACAUCAUACUUCGCUCAGCUGAUGCAGAUUAUAUCCAGGCUGUCAGCAACUGGCUUGCGGUCCUACUCCCUAAAAUAAAGCCUUGGCUGUAUAACAAUGGGGGCAACAUCAUUACAGUGCAGGUGGAGAACGAAUAUGGAAGUUACUUUGCCUGUGACUACAACUACAUGCGUCACCUGCGGACUCUGUUUGGCUUCUUCCUGGGUGAAGAGACAGUCCUGUUCACCACUGACGGAAACACAGACAAGGAAAUGAUCUGUGGGACUCUGCAGGGAUUAUACGCCACAGUAGACUUUGGCACAGAUACCGACAUAAGUGAAGCCUUUAAACGGCAAAGGAGGUUUGAAGCUCAAGGACCCUUGGUGAACUCAGAGUUUUACACAGGCUGGUUGGACCACUGGGGAGAUCAGCAUGCUGAGGUUAAUGCUCAGAAGGUCAGCAGAGUGCUAGGAGAAAUGCUAACCAUGGGGGCCAACGUCAACAUGUACAUGUUUGAAGGAGGCAGUAACUUUGGCUAUUGGAAUGGUGCCGAUCAUGACGCAAGGUACCGCUCAGUGGUUACGAGUUAUGAUUACGACGCUCCGCUGACUGAGGCAGGAGACCCCACAGAGAAGCUGCUGGCCAUCAGAGAUGUUAUUAAGAAGUUUAAAGAUGUUCCCUCUGGACCCAUGCCACCAGCCACCCCUAAGUUUGCCUAUGGUUUUGUGACCCUAAAAAAGGUUGGAAACAUCUGCAGCCUGCUAAACAUCAUUGCACCACUUGGGCCAGUGAAAUCCCAGCACCCUCUGUCGUUUGAAGAAAUGAAACAGUUCUAUGGAUAUAUGCUCUAUCGAACCACGCUGCCCAGGGACCUCCCACAGCCCACGCCACUUAUCUCUCCACUGAAUGGGGUUCAUGACCGUGCAUAUGUGUCCGUCAAUGGGGUUUACCAGAGCCUGUUGGAGAGAGACACCAUGCUGGUGACAAACAUCACAGGAAAGCAAGGGGACACUUUGGACAUCCUUGUAGAGAACAUGGGCAGGGUGAACUUUGGCAGCAAGAUCAACGAUUACAAGGGACUCUUGAGCAACCUUUACCUGGGUAAAGACUUAUUAACAGAUUGGCAGAUAUACCCUUUGGACAUUGAUGGAGCCAUUGCUGCUGGUUGGCCUCAUUCAGACAGUGAGAAGUCCUUCACCACUCCUCGGAAGGAACCUUUAGUUGGACCAGUCUUCUACUCUGGGACUUUAAAACCCAACGGCCUUUCUUGGGACACCUUUCUCAAGCUCCAUGAAUGGACAAAGGGUCAGGUUUGGAUCAACGGUAUGAAUCUAGGACGAUACUGGCCAGCUAGAGGCCCUCAACAGACUCUUUAUGUUCCUGGACCUCUGCUCAGCACCACCCUGCCCAACAACAUCACAGUGCUCGAGCUGGAGGGGGCCCCGGCACACCUCCGGGUCCUUUUCAUGGACCGGCCUCAGCUAGACCUUACAGCUGGAAAGUCCUGACAGUUUUAAAACUUGUAACUUGUUUUAAAACUGUUAGUUUUAAAAACUUCCCAAAUCUGUUGAAAGUACUUUGUACAAGCAAAUCAGAAGAAGUCCUUUCAACAGUUCAACUGACAGGGGAAAUAGUUUGUUCUGCAUCAUCUCUGUGGCACCUUUACUCUCAAUUACCUCAGAUAUCCGUGUUCAUUUGUUGCCAAUUCUACAUCAGUCACUUUUUUGCUUUUUUUUCACCAGUAGCUUCAGUCAAAUAAUCAAAUUACGAUUAUGUAUUUAGGGUUAAACAUUCAUUAACAUCUUUAGGGAAGAAAAGCAGUGAUUUAAAAACAAUAUUGCAGUUUUUAUUGCUUUUUUUAUUUCCAAAAAUUGCAGAUACUGUUAAUAAAUUAUACAAUUACUUCUUGAACUUUUGAUACUGUAAGAUCAUUCAGUUGUCUGUGAUUCUCUGCCAUAAUAAAAUGUUAUUUUCAAA
Molecule: messenger RNA, 2495 nt
Organism: Notolabrus celidotus (New Zealand spotty)
Lineage: Eukaryota; Metazoa; Chordata; Actinopteri; Labriformes; Labridae
Gene: glb1l
Product: galactosidase, beta 1-like
Exons: 16
Coding region: 131-2026 (631 amino acids)
Biological process (GO): carbohydrate metabolic process
Cellular component (GO): vacuole
Molecular function (GO): beta-galactosidase activity
Source: RefSeq, a predicted model, not a curated record